AUGUGGGUGGUGUUUCUGCAAGCGGCCACUAAAAGCAUACCUGUGCCUUGCGCUAAGCAGUCCAUGCUUCUCCCCUCUGCGCUCCCCUGCGACCGCGCUGCCCACGGCAUGGUCUCGCCGCCUGCCAGCCCGCCCAAGCCGUCGACGUCGGCAACCUUUCGCAUCGCCUCGAGCAGUCUGAACCUGCAAAGCCUCAUGGCCAACACCACCACCACCGAACACACCACACAACAUCACCACCACAGCCAUGCGCAACCACCAUACCACCAGUCGUACUUUGGCGGCGCUCUACUGCCGCUGCCCACGCCGCCCAUGGCGCACGCUCCCUCCCCCAUGAAGAAGCUGCGUCUGCGCACCCGCACCAACGACGAACUGCCACCCGCCCGCGGCAUCGUCAAGAGAACCACCACCACACCUUCUCGCCAGCACAAGCGCACCAUCUCCUCCGACAGCAGCAGCGGCAGCAGUGACGCCGGCCCCGAACCGCCCACCACGCCCAAACGCUCCCGCAUCGCCCCCGAGUGCAUGCCACUCGGUCUGGCGCGCGCCGACUUUCACAGCCUCGAGGUUGCGGCGCCGCCGCCAGACAACAGCAGCUGCAGCAGCGACUGGACGGCCGAGGAUGACGGCAUGCUGGUCGAGCUCGUGCUGGAAAAGCUCAAGUUGUCCAAGGAGGACUGGCAGGACUGCGCGCGCGCGCUCGGCAGAGAUCAUCGCGCGCUGUCAAGGCGCUGGAAGAGCCUCGUGUUGAAUGAGCAUGUUGGCCUGAAGAGGCGCAAGUUGGCGUCGACGUGGCGCUAA
Molecule: messenger RNA, 801 nt
Organism: Cordyceps militaris CM01
Lineage: Eukaryota; Fungi; Ascomycota; Sordariomycetes; Hypocreales; Cordycipitaceae
Exons: 2
Coding region: 1-801 (266 amino acids)
Source: RefSeq, a predicted model, not a curated record